Messenger RNA from Limulus polyphemus (Atlantic horseshoe crab), 2002 nucleotides. Its product is annotated as locomotion-related protein Hikaru genki-like. Bases 294 to 1712 code for a protein of 472 amino acids. NCBI's taxonomy places the organism in Eukaryota, Metazoa, Arthropoda, Merostomata, Xiphosura, Limulidae. The record is from RefSeq and is a predicted model, not a curated record. The transcript is spliced from 8 exons.
GAGUGCGCUGCAAAAUUCCGCGGCUCGUACCACACCAGUAUAGAAUCAGGCGUAGAAAUAAGCAAGAAGGAUAACCAACUUUAUGUUUGAUACGACUUUACGAAGUAUUGGGGAAUAUAUUAAUUCCAAUACAGCAUAAUAUUUAUUAUCUGAAGUUUCAGUAAAACCUAAAAAUCAAAGUUUUCGUUUUCGAGCAGAAAACAACAACCGAACUGCGUAUAUUACUUCAAACAGCGAAUUGGAAACUCUUUUAAUACUUCCUGUUAAAGUUCCAAGUUACUAACCCCCUAGUCAUGCGCCCCAAUUGCAAGAAUGUCUUAUUCAUGACCUGUAUGCUUCUGAUCACAGUGUUUUUCAAAGCGGGGCGUUUCGAGAAGACGAAAUCGGAUGUUCUUCUGAUGAAAGAGUACCGCGGAGACUGUGCGCCACCAGAGGUCAUUGUGAACGGCUCUGUUAUACCCGGUGGAGGAGGAACAAACUUUAAAGGUGUUCACGAGGUUCAGUUUUUAGGAAUCAUCGGUCCACUGGAACAAAAGCGUGUGUGUAAGAUAAAGUGCUUUAACGGAACAUGGAUAGGACCUCUUUGCACGAUAGACGAGGAUGGGGAUCGUUUCCAACCCAUGUUACGUCAGUGCUCUUUACAACUGACGGACGCUGAGGUAGUGGUCAGUUACAAGGGAAAGAGGUUAACCAUUGACACAGAGAUAGCUGUUCCUCACGGAAGUAAACUGGAUUUUCGAUGUUCUGAAGUAGGCAUGUACAAGUUUGUAGGCCAGCAACACUUAACGUGUUCGAAUGGCCAAUGGAGUUCUACUUUUCCUCACUGUGUGGCCACAACUCUGCAACGAAAUUUCUCAGUACAAGCACCUCCUAGUAUCAUCUAUAACGUGAUGUCCGGGGACGCUGACGUCACCGGAGCCGGAGAAGUGGUCAUCCUACCAAACAGCAUCGUCCAUUUGGAUUGUUUGUUUCAGAGAGAACAUGGCAACCCCGAAUGGGCAUGGUCAGCCGGCCAAAGGCAGUAUCCUUGCGGGUGGUCCUUGUCAACUGACGAAAGAAGUUGGAAAUACCGAUUGUCCAUCUACUAUGCUAAGGAGGAGGACUCUGGUUUCUAUAGCUGCACCACGCCUAGAGGUGAAAAUAACAAGAUCUAUGUUAUUGUCAAAGUGGUCCAGUGUCCGCUCUUGACGCCGGACUCUCCGCAUCUUAAGCUCAGCACUCACAACCGGACUUACGGUGACCGCGUAAACUUCUCAUGUCCAACAAGCUAUAGACUCGUCGGCGCGGCGUCUUUACAUUGUUUGAAAAACGAAUCCUGGUCGGACUAUCCACCUAUGUGUGAGGCUAUUGCUUGUACACCUCCACUACCCCCUCCUAAUGGUCGAGUUCUAGACACAGGGCGCUACCUGACUGGCGACAGAGUAACGUAUACAUGUCAUGCUGGAUUUGUCCUUGUUGGCGAAUCUGUGGCGGUUUGUAAUGAUGUCGGAGAGUGGACGGAACAACCACCAAUAUGUAAACCCGCCUGUGAGUUCCCGGGGGAACCAGCAAACGGGCACAUAAUCCCUACAAAGUUCCAUUACGACAUUGGUGAAAUUGUUGUCGUGUCGUGUAACGAGGGGUUCCGAACUCUUGGAUCCAAGGAGCUACGCUGCAUGCCUUCAGGCCAUUGGUCUAAUCCAUUGCCACAUUGUCGCCCUUACAAUAGAUGAAGAAAGGAUGUUCCCGCUUCCUCGAUGAUCACAUGAGUAACGACUAAUAAUCUGAUUGGUCCGUUGGGUUGUGGAUAAAGCUUGUUAUUGGUCAAAUAAAUUUGUGAUAAACGUUAGAUAUGAUUCGAGAUUCAAAAGCAUGUUACAUUUUCGAAAAACCCACGAAAGUUAUUUCUGAUCGAACACUUAUUUGAUGGUUUUAUUUUCUAUCAAAUAACCUGCUCCACUGUAUGGAAGAAAGUUGAGAACUUUGAAAGAUAAAUCUAAUAAAACUUGGUAACAUGCGUUUU